ACAUCUCCUCUCCACCCAUCUCACAUCGCCAUAUAUUACACAAUACGAAUUCCUAAAUAAUUUUCACUCCUUCAAUAUACACACACAUUUGAUUGUAUUUUGAUACUCAACAGUAUUCGCACCAAGCAAUAAUGUUAAGAGCGAUCUGGUUGGCGGUUUUAUUCAUUUGCUAUAUAAAUGGACAGACGUCCCACGCAGCACCGUUACCGUUUAUAUUGGGUAACAUUACAGAAAUCGGUGAUCUUUGCAAGAACUUCGAGGGAUUCCUAAGAAUGCCAUCUGACUGCCGAAAUGUCUUUCAGUGCACCGGGACAGAGGCACGGGCUUUACCUACCUGUCCCGUUGGACAAGUCUUCAGUUUACAGAAGCACGUUUGUGUUAAUGUUUCCGAUUCAUCUAAUGACUGUCAGUCUUCUGUUGAUUGGGAAGGGUAUCAGCUAAAGCAAUCAGAUAUCGACUACAUUGCUGACUUUGUUGAAAUCCAAUACGAAGUUCUACACAACAGUCCGGAAAAGAACCAGUUUUUUUAUGAAGUGGAACUAACUUUAAUCAACCAUGGGUUUAAAACUGUUCUUCAAGGAGAAUGGAAAAUCUACUUCUGCAACAUCAUGAGAAUAGCUUCAACUGAUUUGGACAAAACCUAUGGUGUAAUGUUUAAACACACGCAGGGUUGCCUAUACGAAUUAUCUGUAACAAAAAACUUCAAACCGAUUUAUCCAGGUCAGUUAUUCAAGAUACGAUACUGGGGCGAGAACUGGUCAGUGUCCAAAACUGACGUAAUGCCAAACUGGUAUGUGAAAUCCAAUAACGUAAAAUCGCGUGUUCUAAAAAGUACAGCUGGUGAAAGCUUAAAAUUCGUGAAACCUUUUAAGAAGCCCGACCAGUACAAACGAGGAGGUACUUGGGAUAAAUUCCACCCUUAUUCCCCAAGUGAACGUUAUGGUCUAAACAUAUUACUAUCAGAACUGCAUCAAAAGAAGGCAGCUGAAAGAAUUAUACCCAAGCCUCAAAUGUACGUAAGAAAUUCUCACAAACAAAUUUUUAUCCUUCCAAGUGAUUGGGUGAUUGUAACAGCAAAAGAAACCACUGAUGAAGCACAGUUCCUCUCGGACAAGCUAAAGAUUCCAGUCGUACAGAAAGUGUCGGCUCUGAAGAAAUUCAUUUUCCUCAGCGUUGGAAAAUUGCAUUUCAUUGGCGACGGAUCUAGACCAGACACAGACGAAGAUUACGAGUUAACAAUUCAUGAAGGCGAUGAGAAAAUCCUGAUAAAAGGUGCAGGUAGAGCAGGUGUCUUCUACGGUAUACAAUCACUGCUCAGUUUGAAGACGGGAAACCCCAACAGCGGUUUCACCGUACCCAUAGCUUUCAUCAGAGACAGACCUCGCUACUCUUAUCGUGGAGUUCAGAUCGACGUGGGUCGGAAUUUCCACAGCAAAGAGUGUAUCCUCAAACUGAUUGAAGCUAUGGCUACCUACAAGAUGAACAAGUUACAUCUGCAUCUCACCGAUGAUGAAGGAUGGAGGAUCGAGAUCCCAGGCCUACCCGAAUUGACAUCGAUUGGCGCAAAACGCUGCGACGAUAUGUCGGAGAGAACGUGUCUGAUGUCACAGCUUGGCUCCGGUCCGAAUAUGAACUCAUCAGUGAAUGGUUACUACACAGUCCAAGACUACGUGGAAAUUCUUAAAGCAGCCAAAAAACAUCAUAUUGAAGUUAUACCCGAGCUAGACAUGCCCGGUCAUGCCCGUGCCGCCAUAAAAUCAAUGGAGGCGCGGUCUAAAGCAGUCAGUGGAAGCAUGGGUUCAAUGUUUUUACUGACCGAUCCCAAUGAUAAAUCACGUUACCGGUCUGUGCAGAUGUUCAGCGACAAUGCCUUAAACCCAUGCGUGACAGGGAGUUUCAGAUUUCUGACGCAUUUGCUGAACGAACUAAAGGCCAUGCACAAACCUAUCAUGCCGCUGAAAAACUAUCACUUUGGAGGAGACGAAGUAGGAGACGGAGCUUGGUUGAAGUCCCCCGCUUGCCAGAAACUAAUGAAGUCAUCAGCUUUUACAACCAGUGAGAUAAAACAUUAUUUCGUCUCUAUGGUUAGCAACUUAACUGCACCUUUUAAUCUGGACAUCUCCGCUUGGGAAGAUGGACUAAUGGACACUAGUGAUCGAAUGUUCCCGAGACAGUCAAUACAGAAUGAAAAUGUAACAGCUUAUGCUUGGGACAAUAUAUGGGAAUGGAACAAGGCCAGCCGUGCAUACAAGUUCGCCAAUGCUGGAUAUAAGGUUGUGAUGGCACAAGCUACUCAUCUAUACUUUGACCAUCCAUAUGAACCGGACCCGGAAGAAAGAGGAUAUUAUUGGGCAACAAGAUUUAUUGAUACCCGGAAAACUUUUGGUUUCCAACCAGGAAACAUUUACGCUAACAUCGAUAUGAAACGAAAUGGAGAAAAACUAACUUAUGGAAGUGUGUGUGGGCCGAGCGGGAGCUUGUGUGAAAAACUCAAGAAACCUGAAAAUAUAAUCGGUCUGCAGUGUAAUGUGUGGAGCGAAUCAGUAAGAACAGAUGAACAAGUCUUUGAAAUGUUCUUCCCAAGAUUACUGGCUGCUGCAGAGCGAGCAUGGCAUGAAGCAGACUGGGAGAAAAAUGGAACUCAACAAGGGAACGAAACUUCUGAUUUUACUGAGUUUAUAACUACAGUUGGUUACAGAGAAUUACUUCGCUUGGAUAUGAUGGGAAUUACGUAUCGAGUACCGCCGCCUGGUGCCUUAAUUAAUAGCACUACUGGUCAGAUACAUGCCAAUUCAGCAAUUCCAGGCUUGAAAAUUGAGUUUAGUCCUGACGGACAAAAUACUUGGAUUACUGUUGAUAAACAGUCGAAAGCGUAUUCAGGCCAGAAAUUAUAUCUAAGGACAAGGUCUGCAGAUGGCAAACGAACUAGUAGAGUAAUCAGCCUCGAUGUUCGAUAAGGCACAAAGGAUAUACUUCUCUUCGAUGCAUUCAUCCUUAGAGAAACAUAUGCAGAAAUAUAUUUCUUAAAGUGUCGGCGCAUUUUGAAAAUGUCGUACCUGAUAUUUAAACAAUCUUCAUAUUUCCAAGAUUGAUAUAAAAUUAUUUCCUGAAUUACGAUAGUUGUAAGUCUUGCAUCAUUCAAUAAAUUUCUAAUAGAUAUCAAA
This is a messenger RNA of Octopus sinensis (East Asian common octopus), 3164 nucleotides long. RefSeq names its product beta-hexosaminidase-like. Lineage: Eukaryota; Metazoa; Mollusca; Cephalopoda; Octopoda; Octopodidae. Gene Ontology annotation, cellular component: extracellular region; membrane. Gene Ontology annotation, molecular function: polysaccharide binding; beta-N-acetylhexosaminidase activity; chitin binding. Bases 132 to 2957 code for a protein of 941 amino acids. The transcript is spliced from 10 exons. The record is from RefSeq and is a predicted model, not a curated record. Gene Ontology annotation, biological process: ganglioside catabolic process; carbohydrate metabolic process; glycosaminoglycan metabolic process.